GAAAGGAGUCUCAGAAGAGGAGUGGAAAGUGUCUCUGGAGAUUCCUGCCUCUUUCCUGGACCUCUGUUCUUCACUGUGCUGUUGAUCCUCCCAGCAGGAUGUCACAACUGAGCCUGUCCUGGCUGGCACUGGGGCCUGAGUGGGCCUCCCCAUGGCAGCUCCUGCUGCUCAUUGGUGCCCUCUGGCUCCUGGCCCGAAUUCUGACCCAGAUCUAUGCUGUGUAUGGGAGCUAUCGUCGCCUCUGUGGCUUCCCUCAGCCUCCCAAACAGAACUGGCUUCUGGGCCAUGUGGGCAUGAUAACUCCUACAGAGCAGGGCAUGAAGACAUUGACUCAGCUAGUAGCCACCUACCCUCAGGGCUUCAUGCUGUGGAUCGGCCCAAUGUUCCCCACUAUCACUCUGUGCCACACUGACAUCGUCCGAUCUGUCCUCAAUGCCUCAGCUGCAGUUGCCCUCAAGGAUGUGGUACUCUACAGCUUUCUGAAGCCUUGGCUUGGGGAUGGGCUCUUGGUGAGUGCUGGUGACAAGUGGAGCCGCCACCGUCGUAUGCUGACCCCUGCCUUUCAUUUCAACAUCCUGAAGCCCUAUGUGAAGAUUUUCAAUGAAAGCACCAACAUCAUGCAUGCCAAGUGGCAGCAUUUGAUCUCCAAAGGCAACACCCGUCUGGACAUGUUUGAGCACGUCAGCCUCAUGACUCUGGACAGUCUGCAGAAAUGUGUCUUCAGCUUUGACAGCCACUGUCAGGAGAAGCCCAGUGAGUAUAUUGCUGCCAUCUUGGAGCUCAGUGCUCUAGUGGCCAAAAGGCACCAGCAGCCUCUGAUGUAUGUGGACCUGCUGUACCGUCUCACCCGUGAUGGGAUGCGCUUCCAUAAGGCCUGCAACUUGGUGCAUGAAUUCACUGAUGCUGUCAUCCAGAAACGGCGCCACACCCUCCCCAGUCAGGGUUUGGAUGACUUCCUUAAGUCCAAGGCUGAGUCCAAGACUCUGGACUUCAUUGAUGUGCUGCUGCUGAUCAAGGAUGAAGAUGGAAAGCAGCUGUCAGAUGAGGACAUCAGAGCAGAGGCUGACACCUUCAUGUUUGAGGGCCAUGACACCACUGCCAGUGGACUCUCUUGGAUCCUGUAUAACCUAGCGAGGCACCCAGAAUACCAGGAGCGCUGCCGGCAGGAGGUGCAGGAGCUGCUGAGGGGCCGAGAACCUGAGGAGAUUGAAUGGGACGACUUGAACCAGCUGCCCUUCCUGACCAUGUGCAUCAAGGAGAGUCUGCGGCUGCAUCCUCCGGUCCCUGUCAUCUCUCGAUGCUGCACCCAGGACAUUGGGCUCCCAGAUGGCCGGAUCAUCCCUAAAGGUGUCACCUGUCUCAUCAGCAUCUUUGGGAUUCAUCACAACCCAUCUGUGUGGCCGGACCCUGAGGUCUAUAACCCCUUCCGCUUUGAUCCUGAAAACAUGAAAGACAGAUCACCGCUGGCAUUUAUUCCCUUCUCAGCAGGGUCCAGGAACUGCAUAGGACAGACUUUUGCCAUGAGCGAGAUGAAGGUGGCGCUGGCGCUCACACUGUUGCGCUUCCGCCUCCUGCCAGACGACAAAGAGCCGCGCAGGCAGCCGGAGCUGAUCCUGCGCGCGGAGGGCGGGCUGUGGCUGCGGGUGGAGCCACUGAGCACGGGCACACAGUGACCUGGGGCCACCCCACCCACCCAGCUACCUCCGUGGAUCCCAGAAUAAUCAGAGCUGUCACCCAUAUCUAAACCUUGCCAAAUGCCAGAAGGGGGAUGCUAUGUAUGGUUCCUGUGUAUGGAUUGAGGGAGGCCGGCUGGUACCCUUGACUUCCUCUAAUUAACAAGAAGUCUUUAGAGUGAAGGUGUAUUCUCCUCCAGGAAAGCCGAACUACUCUCUAGACAUAGAAAGCCAAGGGAAGGUAGGUCUGUGCAAGAGAGGGUCCAGGAUAAAGGGCAAGUCUGAGCUCUGUUUCUCACGGCAAAUCCUUUAUUUCAGCUCCAUUUCCACUACAUUAAUCUCCAUUCUAACCACUCGAUAGACCCGUCUUCACUCACCUAGGAAUUAUUUAAUUAUUUUUCUUAGAGGGGGAAAGGGAGGGGAGGAGGCACUAAAUUACUGUGCUUAGUAAACCUAAAGCCUGGAAUUUUUUUAAUUGUCUUUUUUUUUGUAUGUUAGGUUUUUGUUUGUUUGUUUGUUUGUUUGUUUUGUCAUGUCACCAUGAGCGGUCCCAAACUCAUGAUCUUAAAGUAAGCUCUGCCUCAGCCUUGCAAACUGGCAGUACAAAUCUAUGCGUCACCAUGUUAGGCUCUUCCGGGGUGUUAUGUAGUGAUGUCUUCAGGUUUUUCCCCAGUAUGAAAGAGAGCUAAGGGUUGAGGGGAUGGGUACUGGGGUGUUGAAAACCACUCCCUUAGCCCUAUGGACAAGGGCUGUAUCUGGAAAUGCCCCUCAUAAUGUGACUAACUUAAUGAUGAAGCCCUUGCUGAGCGUGUGGGGAGAUGUGUUCCAUCUCUUCAUUCCAAUGCCCCUGUAUUGAAAACAAAACAAUACAGAGAAACAAAUAAAAAGUGAGAUGCUGGCCAAGUCAUGGUGGGGCAUGCCUUUAAUCCCAGGCAGAGGCAGGUGGAUCACUGUGAGUUCGAGGCCAGCCCAGUCUACAGAGGGAGUUACACCACCACUGCACGGCGUAAAUACAACUUUUAAAUGUGAUACAGAUAGUCUCCUCGGGUGCAAAGGAGUCUGUUGAAGAGAUUCCAAUGGGCUUGGGAUUGCUGCAAAGGUGAGGAACCAUCAACAGUGAGCAGAGGACAAGGCUCAGUUGGUUUAUCUUGAGUUCCAUGACUGAAAUCUGUAAGGAGAGGAAGUUGCAGCUGUCUGGAUCCUGCUUAGGGUUUUCAACAGAACUGUAAUGUGAGAGUGACUUUAGGGGAUGUGGCCUUGAGCUGCCGAUUAGCGUGCUCUUCACUGUCCAUUUAGAGGGUAGGAGACCCUAGGGGACACAGACACAAACUGCUUUUCUUUUUUUGUUGUAGUCGUUGUUGGUUUUUGUCUGUGUGUUGUUGUUGUUUGAUUUUUUGAGACAGGGUUUCUCUGUGUAACAGCCCUCGUUCUGUAAGUCAGGCUAGUCUUGAACUCAGAGAUCUGCAUUCUUCUGCCUCUACCUCCUGAGAGCUGGAAUUAAAGGCAUGGUACCACCAUGCCCAGCAUCUCUGUGGUUUUUCAAAGAACCAACUAUGAUGGGCAACAGGUUGUCAUUGAGGGGAAGUCUUCAGGGUUAGAAACCCCAUCCUGACUACCUGGUGGGGUCUAACUUCUAACCUCAAAAAGAGAUGAAGAAAAGUAUAUUUUUCUCUUCUGAGAGUCAUAGCUCUGGUUUUUGCCUCUAGGCUUUUCACUUCAAAUACUUUGUUAUUGAAAUACACUCCCAUCAAAGAAGGAAGAUGCAGAACAGAAAUAUAUCACACAUGAAUCUAAUAUACUAGGUAAUCAUUAUUAAUAUUUUCUCAGACACAUCUUUAGUAUUUAUUUAUAACAGUAUCUUAAAUUAAUUUUUUGUUAUUGUAUCAUAUGGAUGUUUUGCCUGCAUGUAUGUCCGUACACCACAUCUCUGCAGUGUCCACAGAAGCCAGAAGUGAGUGUUAGGUGUACUGGAAUUGGGUAUGGGUACUGGGAAUUGAACCUGGGUCCUUGGAAGAGCAUCUAGUGUUCUUAACUGCUGAGCCGUC
Messenger RNA from Chionomys nivalis (European snow vole), 3718 nucleotides. RefSeq names its product leukotriene-B4 omega-hydroxylase 3. Bases 99 to 1673 code for a protein of 524 amino acids. Gene Ontology annotation, molecular function: oxidoreductase activity, acting on paired donors, with incorporation or reduction of molecular oxygen; iron ion binding; monooxygenase activity. NCBI's taxonomy places the organism in Eukaryota, Metazoa, Chordata, Mammalia, Rodentia, Cricetidae. The record is from RefSeq and is a predicted model, not a curated record. The transcript is spliced from 13 exons.